AAAAUUUGACAAUAUACAUAAGUAUUUAAAAUUUAAGCCAUAAAACUAAUUACAUCGACGACGUCGUUUCGGCCGCCAAAAUUUUAACUGUCCUACUGGGAAAUUGGCAUGGACUAUAAAUAAGACAGAGUUCCCGGCGAUUGGCGGCAACGACGGACUGAAACCAGAAGUCUCGAGGUCAAGGGAUCAACAAAAAUGGGAGUUCACGGUCUUUGGGAGCUUUUGGCUCCCGUCGGCCGACGUGUAUCCGUUGAAACCCUAGCCGGGAAGAAACUGGCGAUCGAUGCGAGCAUUUGGAUGGUACAGUUCAUAAAGGCAAUGCGUGAUGAUAGAGGAGAAAUGGUCCGAAACGCUCAUUUACUCGGUUUCUUUCGACGGAUUUGUAAACUUCUAUUCUUGCGGACUAAGCCUGUUUUCGUCUUCGAUGGUGCAACCCCGUCUCUCAAGCGCCGGACUCUGAUUGCUCGCCGUAGGCAGCGUGAGAACGCCCAGGCUAAAGUUCGUAAGACUGCCGAGAAAUUGCUUCUCAAUCAUCUCAAGGAAAUGAGGUUGAGAGAACUGGCUGAGGGUAUAAAGAACCAGAAACAGCAGAGGAAGCAGGAUGUUCCAAAAAAGAAGACCUUACUGAACCAUAACGCAAUUGUUGAUGGUACUUCUAUUUCAGAAAGGAGCAAAAGCGUCCCAAACAGUGGCAAUCAUGAAAAUCUAGAUGGAAUGGUGGCAGCAUCAAUUAUGAUCGAGGAGAAUGGGUUUUUCUCGAGUAGUGCCCCCUCUUUUGUUGGUGUCACUCUUCCCAAAGAGGACAGAGGUGAACAGUCAACUUGGAACCAGAAGUACAAGAAUGACUCAAAGGGCAAGAAGAUUUUGUCAGAUGAAAUUCAUGUAGUGGGAAGUGAUUCAGAAAGGAUGGAAGUGGCCUCAAGAAGUGCCCAUCAGCAAAAUUUAGAUGAGAUGUUGGCAGCAUCUAUUGCAGCAGAGGAAGCUAGAGGUUUGAAUGAAAAUGUAUCAGUAUCUUCUGCUUCGUAUCUGGCAGGUGAAGAUAUGGAUGAUGAAGAUGAAGAUGAAGAGAUGAUAUUGCCUGAAAUGCACGGGGUAGUUGAUCCUUCUGUAUUGGCUGCUCUGCCACCGUCAGUUCAACUUGAUCUUCUUGUUCAGAUGAGAGAGAGAUUAAUGGCAGAAAACAGACAGAAAUAUCAAAGGGUCAAGAAGGAUCCUGCAAAGUUUUCUGAGCUACAGAUACAGGCUUAUCUUAAAACUGUUGCUUUUCGCCGGGAUAUUGAUCAAGUGCAGAAGGCUGCUUCUGGGAGAGGUGUUGGUGGUGUACAGACAUCAAGAAUUGCCUCUGAAGCAAACAGGGAAUUUAUUUUUUCAUCAUCUUUCACUGGUGAUAAACAGGUACUUACAUCUACUAGAGCUGAGAAGAACGGAGACAAAGACCUACAGGCACCAAGGGUUCAGCAAUCUUUGAGUUCCCUGAAUAAUACAGACAUUCCUAGUACAUCCAAUGGUCUGGCUCAAUCAACCCCUGAUAAGUCAGGGGUUUUUGAGGACAAUAUCGAGACAUUUUUGGAUGAGAGGGGAUGUGUUCGUGUUAGUAGAGUGAGGGCCAUGGGGAUGCACAUGACUCGUGAUUUAGAAAGAAACUUGGAUUUGAUGAAAGAGAUUGAGAAGAAUAUCAAUGCAAAUAAGGCUGCGAAUCCUGAACCCAUGCAAAAUAUUGAAAUUUGUAAUCCAAAAAGCUCUUCUCUUCGAAGCCAAGUUUUAGAUGUUUCAAAUGAAGGCGUCGAUGAAUCCAUUAAUAAGUUGGAUGAGAGAGGUGCAGAUUCUAUGCUGAAUGAAGAUACUGCUAUCGAAAUAGUGCUGGAAGGUGAGGGUGGGAAGUCUUUUGAUGGUGAUGAUGAUCUAUUUACUCAUUUAGCCGCUGAAAAUCCCAUUCAAAUGGCUUCUUUUGACAUCUCGUCCCAAAAACUCUCCCAAGAUGGUACUACAGAUUCUGGUUGGAAGGAAGCACUUGAAGGAACAGUUAGUGAUGAGAGUGAAGUCGAUUGGGAGGAUGGAGUUUGUGAUCAUGUAAACCCAGUUCCUUUUGAAGAUGAAUCAGGAAAGUCAGUUUCCAAAGGUUCUUUGGAGGAAGAGGCUGAUUUGCAGGAGGCAAUAAGAAGAAGUCUGGAGGAUGUCGGAGAUGGAAAAUCUGGCCCUGUAUCUCUUGAACAUGAGCAACCACAAUCACAACCCUCAAUUGUUGGAAAAAUGGCUGAACGAUGUAUGAGUUUCGAAAAUGAGAAUGUGAUUGGACUUGAAAAGAUGGAUAGUGUUGAUGGAAUGAAUUGGUCAAAUGCCAAGGAUUCUAUCUUGAAGAAGGGAAUGACUGAGAGUUCAUCUCAAGAAAAGCAAUGUUCAGAACCUGUUGUGUUGUUAGAUACCACAAUUGCAGAACAGUUGGAUGCUUCUUAUAAGGAUACCUCAUUUUCUCUUCAAGUGUCAAAUGAAAACAGUGAUACUCUUAAGUCCUUAUCUAGGGAUGCACCUCGUGCUACUCAGGUUGGGGAUAUGAUAAAUAGUACAGUGAUUGAGCCUGCUUGUCGUAUGGUUGAGAUGGACGGUGUUAACACUCCUGAUGUUGAUUCCUCCACAAAAGAUUCUGCCUUCGAAAAUCAUUUCAAGCAGAAUUUUCCUGUUGAGAAGCAUAGCAGCGAUCUUUUGCUCGAAGAAGAAGUUGGAAAAGGACAUACAGUUAAAAUUAGCAAAGCAGAGGCUGAGGUUACAGAGGAUGAAUUGAAAAGUAGAAUUUCAAUUCUUGAGCAAGAACGUCUUAGUCUUGGAGAUGAGCAGAAAAGACUUGAGCGUAAUGCUGAAGCUGUCAGCAGUGAAAUGUUCGCAGAAUGUCAGGAAUUACUGCAAAUGUUUGGCUUACCAUAUAUUAUUGCUCCUAUGGAAGCGGAAGCUCAAUGUGCUUAUAUGGAACUUGCAAACCUCGUUGAUGGAGUGGUGACUGAUGACUCUGACGUUUUCUUGUUUGGGGCAAGAAGUGUUUACAAGAAUAUAUUUGAUGACCGCAAAUAUGUUGAGACAUAUUUUAUGAAGGACAUUGAAAAUGAGCUUGGUCUGGACCGAAACAAGUUAAUUCGCAUGGCACUUCUGCUUGGAAGUGAUUAUACAGAAGGCAUUAGUGGGAUUGGCAUUGUUAAUGCUGUUGAGGUUAUGAAUGCAUUUUCGGAGGAAGAUGGACUCCAUAAAUUUAAAGAAUGGAUUGAAUCACCAGAUCCAAGCAUUUUAGGGACGCUUGGUGCAAAAACAGGGUUAAGUGCACGUAAAAGAGGGCAAAAAGCAAGUGAGAAUGACGCAACUUGCUCAAAUAGCAGCGUAAGGGAUGGUUCUGCAUCUGAAGAGAACAUUGAUAAAGAUCUGAAGGAGAACAUAGAUGUUAAACAGAAUUUCAUGGUUAAGCACAGAAAUGUUAGCAAGAACUGGCAUAUCCCUUCUGAAUUUCCUAGUGAAGCAGUCAUUUCUGCGUACAUCUCCCCACAAGUGGACAAGUCAGCAGAACCUUUCUCCUGGGGGAAGCCAGACCAUUUUGUCCUUCGCAGAUUAUGCUUGGAAAAGUUUGGGUGGGAGAACUCAAAGGCAGAUGAGUUGCUUUUGCCUGUCUUAAAAGAGUAUGGCAAACAUGAGACUCAACUUCGAUUGGAGGCAUUUUACACUUUCAAUGAAAGAUUUGCUAAAAUCCGCAGUAAGAGAAUAAAGAAAGCUGUUAAAAGUAUUACUGGGAGCAAGUCUGCCUCGUUGAUGGAUGAAACCGUGCCGAAUGUCUCCGUAAAUAAUCAAAUAAAUCUUUCUGGUGAGACUCAGAAGAACAUGUCUGAGAAGUGUUCAUCAGAAAUACAAGGUGCUUGCUCGAAUGAAGAUAACGUAGAUAAUAGACUCCGAAAACCUUCCAGGAAAAGGCAACUAGACAGAGAGCAAUCGCAACCUGCCAAGGAUCGAAAGCUAACAAUGAAGGAAAAAGGAAAGCGAAGUAGAAAUGAGGGAUCACAUUCUGAGAGAGGUAGAGGUAGAGGUAGAGGAGGAGGGAAAGGGAGGGGGAGAGGUCGGUUGGCAUCGAAAGGUAAGAGUCCUAUUACCGAAUUCGUCGAAACCAGCUCCAGUGAUGAUGAAAGUGAAUCCGAUGAUAAAAAAUUAGAUUUGGAGAACGUGCAGGAGCCUCAAGAAAGGAGAAAAUCAUCACGGGUCCGAAAAUCUGCAAGUUAUAAAAUGGACGAUGCAGAUCCAGAUCAAGAUCAACCAUCAGAUUACAGUGGGUAUAGAUUAUCCAAUGAUGAAGCCAACGACGACAAUGUGGUCCAGGGUCGGUACACAGGUCCUGAAACUGUAAUGAUCCAUUCGGAAAAUACAGAAUGUGAUUACGAAAUACCGAAGAGAUCGCCUCUAAGGGAUUAUCUUGGAACUGGAGGUGGUUUCUGUCCAACAGAAGAUGAAAUGAGCCAGGAAGCAAUGUGCCGGAAUAAAGACCCUGCCUUGGAGGCUAGCAACAGUGAAGACUACCUCACACUGGGGGGUGGGUUCUGCUUAGAUGACGAUAACGAAUGUGUUGACCCGGUUGCACAUCUUGACCAAGCAACCGUAUCAGAGGCCCUCAAAGAUGGCUCUGAAGAUGAUCCUGGCCAAUCAACCUUCCAUCCUGAAAAAGACAUAGGCGGAGACCAGCUUGAGGAAGAUACAUAUCCACGUGGAGAAUCUCUACUCGAUGUGGGCGACCCAAAUCCUGUAAGUUAUCCGAACUCUUCCGAGGUAGGUGAGGGCGUGCAAGAGAAACCCAAGGAUCAUUCUGUCCGGUCAUUUGGAGGGGCUCUUAGUGCCAUGCCUAAUUUGAGAAGAAAGAGGAGGUACUGAUUUCUUCAAUGAGUUCCUAUUGCCUACCUUUUUUACACAUGCUUAGGAAGUUCUAAUUUACGUGAUCGAAUCGAGUCUAGUCGUUAGCUAUUCACGGAGAUUAUUGGCAAUCUUUAUGAAAUUUUAGAAGCAAGAUUGUUGAGUUUUACAACUUUUAAGAGACUUAAAGUGAAAACUAGUUCAUAUUUUAGGGGGCGAACACUAAUUAUCUUGCACACAGAGAUGCAUUCUUCUGCGUUGCAAUGUAUUGUGUAAAUUUUGUUAAUUUAAUAUGUUUAAGCUUAUUUCUCAGUCUUAGAGUCA
This is a messenger RNA of Cucurbita maxima (winter squash), 5193 nucleotides long. RefSeq names its product DNA repair protein UVH3. The transcript is spliced from 18 exons. Gene Ontology annotation, molecular function: DNA endonuclease activity; single-stranded DNA binding. Lineage: Eukaryota; Viridiplantae; Streptophyta; Magnoliopsida; Cucurbitales; Cucurbitaceae. Gene Ontology annotation, cellular component: nucleus. The coding region runs from base 196 to 4890 and encodes 1564 amino acids. Gene Ontology annotation, biological process: nucleotide-excision repair. The record is from RefSeq and is a predicted model, not a curated record.